This is a messenger RNA of Owenia fusiformis, 1146 nucleotides long. The record is from the annotation of a GenBank genome assembly. Lineage: Eukaryota; Metazoa; Annelida; Polychaeta; Sabellida; Oweniidae.
CUACUCGAAUCCCAUCGUUGACUGAACUGCCUUUAAGGAAAGACAGAUGGUGAAUAACUCUGUACUCUCCUGGGAAUUUUUGGGGACCAAGCCGAGGGGGGAAAUGAUAUAUAAGGGGUAAGGUGGGUCUAUGAAGGGCCCAGCUAAUCUGCCUUGUUCCAGUUCUUUCCGUAACUUCUUUGUCAACUCUUGUGGUGCUUCACUGACUGACUUCAAGUUUGGGUAUAUAGUGUUAUACUGCAGGUGGGAAUAUGAAUGAGUGAAGGAAAAACCAAAGGAAAAACCAUCGAUCAGGAAGGUUAGUUGAUCCUUUCCAUAAUCUUGUAGGAAAUGUUUCAGCCUAGUUGGAUUUACCGGAGUUACCACUCCAUGGCUUCCGGGAUUUUCCCUCUGAUUUGGCUUUGGAUUGGCCACCCUGCUGACCCUUGGAUCUCUUUCCUCAUGAUGACCUGGGAUGGUUCCUGGAGCAUUGAGGGCAGUUGUGCUUGUAACCGCAAUAGAUGUCCUGUGGACAACCUUUCCUUUUGUAAUAGCUGUAGCAAAAUCCUUCUGGGAUAUGUCCAAUAGGGGAUUGAUUGUCACGGGAUCGAAAAGAAUGCUUGCCGGGGUGGUUAGGGGGGUAUUAGAGGCGGAAUUCAGGGAUGGCGUCGGUGGGUUCUUCGUGAUGGGAAGCCCACAUGGUGGAGGCAGAGCUGGUCAAGUCUUUGGCCCGCAACCAGAUCUCGAAGUGCAACAUGCCCCAGGGGAAUCUGGACUUAGAGCGUUCAUCGCGAAACUUUUCGUCAUAAAAUCUCCAACCUUGUCCCUUUUGGUAUAGCUCAAUGACCGUAACCAUAUGUUUCAGAAGGCUCUGGGCGGGUUCCAGGAAACGAAGUGUGUACACUGAAUGGAAUAUAUUUAAAGCUCUGCACCAAUCCGGGAAUGUUAGAACGCGUUCUUUCUUCCCCGUGUUGCUGAGGUUGACAUGUUUGGACUCAUGUGAACCAUCAUCCCUAAUCUCUGUCAAGACAAAAUCAUUAUGCUUCUGUUCCCUGGGCCCUUAAUCAGAGUGGAUAAAUUGAUGUAUUCCUCCGACCAAAUAUUUUCUUAUCUUCUGAGGGAUGAGAGCAUGGAGUGGGCCAGAUUGCAUAGAGACAGCCAGCUGAU